UUCAAGUUUUUAGUUUUUAUCUCUCGUCGACCUGGUUCGGCGAAUAGUCAUCGAAUCGAAUGUAGGAGGAGGCUGCUGAAGCGAGAGGAGAACAAAAACAAACGCAGUCAUCGAGGAGACAGAGGCAGAGACAACCCCAGAGAAAGAAGGAAGGGGGGAGAGAGAGAGAGAGAGAGAUUAUGUCAAAUAAGAUUUGUUCGUAAUUGAGUUGUGAGAAGGGCUUGGUGUUGAUAAUCGAGGGGAGACUGUAUAAUUUUCUAUUUCGGUCAUGGAGGUCGAGGUUUCUGGUUCGAAACCUUUGGCUAUUGAAGGCUCUAGAACGAGGGAUAGAGAGCAAACUCGCGUGAAGAGGCAAGCCUUGCAAACUGUGCUCGAUCAAUGUCAGAGAGCUCUUGAAUUGCUGAAGAACGCCGGCGAUGAAGAUAUAGGCGUUGAAUUGGAGGAGGAGACGGAUGAGGAAUCUUCGUCUCAGUGUGGUGAUUCUGAAACGGCUGAGCUAUGUGAUCUUCUGAAAUCUAGACUUGACUCCCCAAACUUCCUUGAAAAGCUGGAAAAUGCCCAAGUUCCACAAAAUAUGGCUGAAGAAGGUAACUCUUGGGAUCUGGUCAGUGAAAAUGAUCUAUGGGAAGGUGGAAAUGUUAAUGGAGAUAUUGAAUUGGAACACGAAGGUUAUGUUCUUGUUAGGCAAGAAGAUAUUGUAGAGGGCAUUGCAUGUUUCAUGGCUGCAUAUUUGUUGUCUCUAAAACAAACUAAAGAUUUGACUCCAAAUCAACUCCAAGAAGCCCUGAGUAAAACAUUCUCUGUGAAAAAGAAAAAGGGGAAGCUUCGAAAGGCAUGGGAUGGAAGCAAAGUUAUUUAUAAUGUAGCAUCUUGGGGUGCAACUGCCAUUGGGAUAUAUCAAAAUCCAGCACUAUUUAGAGCUGCUUCAGUGGCGUUUUGGACCUCCUGCGGUGUUAUAUCAAAGCUUUUCUAAAUUGUAUGGCGCAACUUUGGAGAAAGCCUGAAGUUUACUGUUGUGUUCCAUUAAGUUGUCUAAAAGCUGAAGCUGGGUAACUGCAAAAUUUGUUACGCAUAGCGGUGAUCUGGGUUACAAGUUAAUUUAUUGCCACCAUGUUGUCGUGUCACUGUAUAUAUUUCCAUUUACUAAAUCUUUUCCUUGUUCGGUUAUCAAUUUGGAUCACCCAAUUGUAUUGAGUUGGCUAGAUCUCAGUAUCCAGUCAAUCGUUACUGAUUGUGCUAAGCCAAAUUGACUGGUGUGCUUUGAUGGGAACUGCUCCACAGCAUUGUAUUUAGUAUUUUAUUCUGGCAAUGGUCCAUUACUUCAACACCCUAAUCUAGGGCUUUAUAACCAAACUUUGUGGUUACAUUAGUCCUGUUC
Messenger RNA from Nelumbo nucifera (sacred lotus), 1378 nucleotides. RefSeq lists its product as uncharacterized. Lineage: Eukaryota; Viridiplantae; Streptophyta; Magnoliopsida; Proteales; Nelumbonaceae. The record is from RefSeq and is a predicted model, not a curated record.